Messenger RNA from Nanorana parkeri, 1061 nucleotides. RefSeq names its product centrosomal protein of 78 kDa-like. Gene Ontology annotation, molecular function: protein binding. The record is from RefSeq and is a predicted model, not a curated record. The annotation marks the transcript as partial. The transcript is spliced from 8 exons. Lineage: Eukaryota; Metazoa; Chordata; Amphibia; Anura; Dicroglossidae. Gene Ontology annotation, cellular component: centrosome.
GAUGAUUGAUUCAGUUCAAAUACGCCGCCAAGGGCCUAUGGACUUUAAGUCCCAUUAUGAAUAUAUGUGUGUACUACAAGAUUCCGUCCCAUUGCAAGCUGUUAAGGCGAAUCUACGACGGGAUGCCCUUAGCUUCAAUGCAGAUCGGAUCAGGUUAUCUGACUGGCCACCCAUUCUGAAUACCUUGAAAAUUAAUAAAAGCUUGAUAAGUGUAUCUAUAAAAAGCUGUCAUCAACCAGGACUCGGUGAAUCAGAUUCAGAAAAAUAUGGGAUCCACUUUCAAAGGCGUAUUCCACCUAUUCGAUCAAAGGACAUGACUUACCAGCUAUGCCGAGCCCUUGCAGCAUGUUUGCGUGUGUCAAGCUCUUUGAAAGAGUUGGAUCUCCAUGGAUUGCCAUUAAGGGAAAGAGAUUUACGAACAUUGGCUAAGGGCUUGGCUGCCUCAAAAUCUUUGGAAAGCGUGUCAUUACCAUACUGUUCAUGUGGAGAUGAAGGACUUGAAAUUAUCUGUCAAAGUGUGAAAAAUUCACCAGCAAUCAAAAUGAUAAAUUUUACUGGAUGCAAUCUGACAUGGCGAGGAGCUGAAUAUAUUGCUAUUAUUAUCAAGCACCAGGCAACAAGGAGGCACAGUGAGGCCUGGGCAGAGAGCCUGAGAUACAGAAGACCUGACCUUGACUGUAUGAAUGGAUUGAGGCGAAUCUCUCUCAACUGCAAUACCCUUGUUGGUGACCAGGGAGCAAAGGCAUUAGCAGAAGUACUUGGAGAGGAUCUUUGGUUAAAAGCACUGGAUUUGCGACAAUGUGGAAUAACCAAUGAAGGGGCAAAGGCUUUCCUCCAUGCCUUGCAAACUAAUACUACCCUUAUGGUUUUGGAUGUAAGAAAAAACCCACUGAUAGAUCAUGAACUGCUGAAGACUGUCAUUGAAAGAGUACUACUGCAUUCACAUGACACAAAUUCUGAGUACAAAUGGUUUACUUCUCCAUCUUCAAAAGAAGGACCAAAAAUUAGAAGACCCUCCAGUCUGCGCAAUGGACUAAAAGGGAAAAACACAAUACGUAUUG